CCAUGCGGCGGCUCCGGGGCGGCGGCGGCGGCAGCGGCGGGAGCGCCCCGCACAGCCAUGGGCGAUGGGUGGGUGCCGCCCGACUGCGGCCCCCAAAACCGCACCGUGGCCGUCGGUGGCGUGACGGCGGCGCCGCCCGGGAGCAGGCAGCUGCCCACCGAGGUGCUGUCGCAGCAGUGGGCUGUGGGCAUGAGCCUGCUGAUGGCACUGGUGGUGCUGCUCAUCGUGGCCGGUAACGUGCUGGUGAUCGCGGCCAUCGGGCGCACGCAGAGGCUGCAGACCCUCACCAACCUCUUCAUCACCUCGUUGGCCUGUGCAGACCUGGUGAUGGGGCUGCUGGUCGUGCCCUUCGGGGCCACGCUGGUGGUGCGCGGCACCUGGCUCUGGGGAUCCUUCCUCUGCGAGUGCUGGACCUCCCUGGACGUGCUCUGCGUGACGGCCAGCAUCGAGACCUUGUGUGUCAUCGCCAUCGACCGCUACCUGGCCAUCACCUCGCCUUUCCGCUACCAGAGCCUCAUGACCAAGCGUCGGGCCAAGGGCAUCAUCUGCACCGUCUGGGCCAUCUCUGCUCUGGUCUCCUUCUUGCCCAUCAUGAUGCACUGGUGGCGGGACGAGGACCCCCAGGCACUGGAGUGCUACCAGGACCCGGGCUGUUGUGACUUCGUCACCAACAGGGCUUACGCCAUUGCCUCGUCCAUCAUUUCUUUCUACAUCCCCCUCAUCAUCAUGAUCUUUGUGUACCUCCGGGUGUACAGAGAAGCCAAGGAGCAGAUCAGGAAGAUCGAUAGGUGCGAGGGCCGGUUCUACGGCAGCCAUGAGCAGCCGCAGCCGCCCCCGCCCCCUCACCCUCACCACCAGCCCAUCCUCGGCAACGGCCGAGCCAGCAAGCGGAAGACUUCCCGUAUCAUGGCCAUGAAGGAGCAGAAAGCCCUCAAGACUUUGGGCAUCAUCAUGGGGGUGUUCACCCUCUGCUGGCUCCCUUUCUUCCUGGUGAACAUCGUCAACGUCUUCAACAGGGACCUGGUGCCAGACUGGCUCUUCGUUUUCUUCAACUGGCUGGGCUACGCCAACUCCGCUUUCAACCCCAUCAUCUACUGCCGCAGCCCCGACUUCCGUAAGGCCUUCAAGAGGCUGCUCUGCUGCCCCCGGAAAGCCGACCGGCAGUUGCACGCCAGCGGCGGGGAGCUGGCCCGGCUGCCCGGGGGCUUCAUCAGCACCGUGGGCUCCCCCGAGCACAGCCUGGGAGGGACGUGGUCUGACUGCAACGGGGGCACGCGGGGUGGCAGCGAGUCCAGCCUGGAGGAGAGAAAUAGCAAAACAUCCGAUUCGGAGUCCAAGCAAAGGCACCGGGACCAAAAGGGUGCACGGAACGGCGACGUCUGACGCCAGCGACUGCGGCGAGGUGUUGGCUGCGCAUGGCGGGUCGGGACGGGAUGGGGAGGCAGCGCUGCUGUCCGCCUCCUGCAUGCUGGGAUCGCAGCAAGCGAGGGCAGGACCGGGUCUCCGCCUGCUAGGUAGGGUAGGGCAGGAUCUGGCCCCAGAGCCUGGCUGGGAGCUGAAGUGGCUGUUGAGCCCUUUAUCCUCAGCAGGGUGCUGGACCGCGGAGAAGAGCAGUGCCUGCUGGCUGCGUGGGCACUGUGCAGGCGGGACAGUCUGGUGGACUUGGUUCUUUGCCUCAUAAAUCAGUUCACAUACUUAAUUUUAACCAUCCGAACACUCGUGUCCUUAAACUGUAAAAAGUAAUGAAAGUUUUGGCUCAACAGGGUCCUUAGGUGGGAAAUUUAUGGCCAGAACUUGCUUGGCUUCUCCUGCCGAAUAGCUGUGCUGGGUCCUGCUUCCCCUGCACAAGUGUAAUGGCAUGGAGAAGGUGAAAGGUAGGAUGAGUUUUUCCCGCUGGCCUCAGUAGGGCCAGCUGUGUGAGCAGAGCGGUCAGGAUUUGUACACUUUGGCCAGUCAAGGACCUGCUGGAAGAGUCUGGGGGCUGGUACAUUGAGUCCCUUCGCGGACAGCUAAGAUAAUCCACCUGGCAGCGUGCAUGGCGGAUACUGGUCUGUCUUGCACGGUGUAAAAAAAGACAGUGGCACAGUAACAUUGCGGACAGAGCAGGACAUAUGGCAUGCACGUGUGUGAGGAAGGGGAGGCUGCUGGCGAGCAGUCUGCCGUGGAUCGCGCUCAGAACAGGCUGUUCUCCGUGGAGAAGGAGGAUACUCCGAGAAGUGUUACGGGGCAGCUGAAAUACUCCGGAGGCAAUGAGUCACUCACGAUGAAUAUUUUUUUCUGAUGAAAACCAGACAUGGAUUAGCAACUGGAGCUGCAAGUCAGAAAGUAUAGGUGGUAGGCAUGUGGCUGCACACGUACGUGGGCAGGAAAUAACAGCAAAGAGGUACAGGCCUGCAGAAAAGGGAGACACAGGUAAAACAGAAAUCCACUUGGAGAAAAUUAUUUGGUGAGGGCGCCUGAGACGUCCACGUGCAAGAUGCCUGAUUCUCAAAGGCGCCAGCUGCACUCUAAGCAGUGUUUGCUCAGCACUUCUGAAAAGCAGGCUGCAUCUCUCCACGUGCUUAGAUGGGAAUAUGUCGGGUGGAAAGCCUGGCUUCAGUUUUCUGUGUGUUCAGGAAAGUUAUGGAUGUUUGAGACACGCAGUGGGCUAUCACAGUGCCUGCAGAAGUACCUCCCCACCGGUGAGAGCUGCACAGAAGCACUCCUGAACAUUCACUGCACUUUGAGACCGUGACCCUCAGCAUCAACUGACUAUAGCUCCAAGCAGUAACCGAUGAACAAAUGAAAUUAUGUGCAAAAACUAUGGCUUAGAAUUGUGAUCUGAACUAUGCCCAUGGCACACAAAGCGUUUGACAGCAUCAGCCGUGUGUUUGUGAUACAGCACGCACCAUUUCUGCGAGCGCUGCUUUCCCUUUUGGGUACGCACGUGUUUUCAAGUGUAAGGACAACUUCUUUAUCAGCUUUUUUUUUUUCCCUAAACCCUAUCUGCAGUUGAUGUUUUAUUAAUAACUUUUAAGUGGCUAUUUUGCAAACCUUCCUUGUGCUGCACACUUUCCUAAUUUAUUGUAAUUUCCCGUCCGGUGGAGUGCACUUACUUCCUUUAUGUAAUGUAUCAGCUGCAGGGCUGGAAAUUGUACAGCUAUGAACUGAAAGAGCAGACUUUCUUGAGGCCAAAUGCGGUCAGGCAUCGUUGCCACUGGGAGCAGAAUUUGACCUGAUAAUCUAAUCUUAUACCAGAGAGUAUCUCCAGAAAAGUAUUGUUACCAGUAGUAAAUGACCUCUGCUAAUGAAGCUGGAGCAAUUAGUCCUAUUCAAAGCUGUCAAGAAAAUGUUAACUGCUGAACAGUUAACGCUGGAUAGCUCAAAUAAUGAGUGUUUUGUUUGCUGGUGUGUGUUAGGUGAUGUGUUGGGAAAUAAUUAUCCUUUGACUAGCAGCCAGCUUUGUACUAAUCAGAAAGGAGAAGUCAUGUUCUGGUUGAAGGAUUAUACCUAAAAAUAGUUCUGUUACUGCCACAUCGACUAGCGAAAUGAAGCAAAUUCACAGAGACCUACACACUUCUUAACAUUUCACUUUUCGUCCUAAAAUUUCAUCGUUGUACAGCUGGAACUUUCUGUUUGAUCGUGUCAAACGCACUAAUAUGAUGUCCUGCAAUAGCACUAAGCACGCCCCCCCCAAGGGGUGUUAGCCUGUGCACCACACCACUGACUUGCUUUCAGAGCCUGCCAAAUUCCUGAAUGCCCCGGGAGGAAGUAAGGAGUCUUUCUGUUUGUAUAAACUAUGGCAUAUAAUGUAAGAUCAACAAUAUUUGUGAUAAUUGUCUCACAGAAGAAAUGGAUAUGCUUUUUAUUUGAGAUGCCUGCCCAUCUGCAAGGAGCAGCCGUGGUAACAGCAGGUGAUUUAUUUGUGCAAUUCAGAAACUUCAGGCUGUCAAACUGCGCUCAAUAAAAGUGACCGAGAUGGGAAAAGGAUAAAAAAGGUGAUGCUGGCAAGAAAACCCAGGGUUGUCAUUGCAAACGACAAAAAAACAGGGCAUCAUUUGCCAUACAAACUACUGGUGUUGUCUUUUACUGGGAAAUCUAACCACUUUGGGUAGGGUUGCACCAGGCAGAUGCACUGCAGGUUCAGAAGUGGGAGAGGUAAGACACUUUCCAUAUAGGACCGUGCCAGCAAGGGACUGGCAGCUGAAACAUGCCCCAAACAUCCCUAAAAGUUUUUCUUACUCUUUUGGGAUAACAGCAGCAGACUAAAGCACACCUGAGCAGCUUCUCAGCCAACAUAAAGAUGCACAGCUCUGUGCCCAUCCGUGGCUCCUGGGAAGUGUGCCUCCCUCCUGGCAUCUCCCCUUCCCCUCCAAGGGACUCCAGCUUAUGCUGAGUUUUGCAGGACCUGAAGCCUUCCCCCAGCCCAAAGCUGUUGCCUUCUCACUUGGUGCCCCGACAGGAGGUGCCCCAUGGCACCCUGGGGCUGGCACCGCUGCAGGGCAGAUGCGCGAGUGCUGCAGGGUGCAGGGUGUGCCUGUGCUGCCUCGGCUGGGCCAGGCAUGCCGGUGCAAGCUGCCAACCGUGCCGCUCCCCUGAGUCAUCGCUCUGUCCUGCAAGCACCAGCGACAGAAUCAGGCCCACCGAGCUGGAAAUGAGAGAGUGUUUGGGUUUGUUCUGUAAACUGGUGAUCACCUUCCUGGUUCACAAAAACCGGCAGCUUGGCAUGCAAGUUUGCUUUGCAAACUGCCAUUUUGUCUUCCCACCCACUUGGGUCCCAGGUUUUUCAUGGCAGUGUUUGCUUGCUCAGCCUUAGCACCCAGCAGCACGGGUUUUUCAGCUGUGCCCCAGCUGCUGCUGCAUCCAGAUGUGAAUGGUACCAGACACUGGGCAGUGUCUGGGUUUGGUCGUACCCAUUCCUUCCAGGGCUGAUGCUCAGAGUUACUAAUACCAGCAGCACCAAGAUGAGAAAGCACCAAACAAAUAGGAAAUGAGUCCUGACCUCCAGGUCCACAACCUGGAGGAGAAAACAGAAGCUUACCCAGACUUUUGCCAUUGCCAUGGUUAGCAGUGCAUCUCAAACAUAAUGGUGUUCCUUUCCUUUCUGAUCCUGUGUAAUGCACUGAAUCCUGUUGUCCUUAAUGAGAUUAAAUGAGGAUUUUCUACUGGUUCGGUGCUCCAGCCAUUAGCCACUGUUGUGCGUCUCUAGGCAGGGAUGUACCAUCGCAUGCCUGGCCCGGUCUCUCUCUAAGCCACAAUAUUGAGACGUCUUCCUACCAAAAUUGUUUUGAUAAUUGGUCUUGAGCUCAUUGACACAAUGCUUUGAAAGGCAGAUUUAAGUGUAUACACCGAAGAGGCAAUCAGAGCCACUAAGGAGUUCAAAAUCUAAGCAGCUGCUGGGUGUAUAAAUAUUUCAGCUACCAACAAGUCAUUUUGCAGGGUCAGGUGAGUGCUGCAGCCCCCUCAGAGGCUGCCAGCUGCCCUUCCUCUAAGUGGGACUGCAGAAUACCCUGCCACUGUAAGGAAGAAUUUUAGGGACAACACAACAGCUCAUGACAAAAGAUUUUCCAGGUGGUAAAAUUUAAACAGUGAUUUGUGGCCAAAAUUUAAAGAGCACUUGUUAAGAAGAAGGAAUUGAGAUGAGUCCCUGGCAGGAUUUCCUAGAGGGGAAGGGAGAACAAUGUUCAGGGUUAAAGUUUCCACGUGCGGAUGAAGAGCCCUUCAUUGACUGGUCCAGUGAGAAUUACAGAUGCCUCUGGCACCCUGUGCUAUCCACCCCGGCCACCCUCAGGGACAGCUCACAGUGCCUGCAGCCACCCUCCCUCUGCUCCCAUUUGGGUACAUAAUGUGACCCCCCCCACCUGCCCGAGCAUCAGAGGGGACCCCCAGAGGUGUCCUGCGACACGAAGGUGUGUGCCAGCCUGUGUCCCGCCUUGAGGCUUGCCAACCCACCAUUGUGCUGCGGAGGGAGGAGCCCUUCCUCUUGGACUGGAGCAGGUAAACUGGGAGAUGUCCCACAAAGCUCCCAUUGUUUAACAGCUUGUCAGCUCACAGAGCCCGCCUUCGGUGAGGGAUGUUUUGUUUGUCUGUUCUUCCCCUAAAUACUCGCUUGGGAGCCGUCAAAUAAAAUCUCAAUUAGCUCGCUUACGACAUGAAGCGCGGUGUAGGAUGCAUUCCCUGGCAGGCAGCUACCCUCGCUGCGGUAGGGCAGCAGGGAUGAUGGGAGGACCUGUUGUUCACACCCCUCCUCCUGACUGAAGCAUCGCUGGUACCCUGGUGGGUUCCCAUCACCAGACUAGGACAGCCGUAACACCAGUGUGCCCAGGCUGUGCCCGAAAUCCCAGUUCUGACACAGGAGCAUCCAAUCUGCUCAUGAAUCAGCUCGUGUCAAAUACUUAAGCUUUUCGGAGCUUUUACAUAAUAUUCAGUGCAAGGCAGCUGCUGCUGCAGUAAUUGCCAGUAACAACAGGUAUUGUAAUGCUGCUCUAAACCACCUCGAGAGCAUCCACGGGAGAUGUUUUGUUCCUGUUUCAGUGCCCGGUGGUUCCUAGCUAGCUGGCAAUGGGGUGAACACAUCUGCAGUUCUGAGCAUCAGCCCAUCCAAGCCAGAGCUGGUGCUCACACUCCCCCCUCCACUGCACGUCCUGCUGCCCGGACUGGCUCUGCUGCCUGCAUAACCGCAUGGGGAAUGGGCUCCUCUGGCUGAAAACCAGCCCUUUCAGGAAAGGUUUGUCUCAGCUGAUCCACAUGGGUGCAUGAAGACAGGUAAUGGCACGAAGGGCCUGGGAACAUGCAGAGCGAUGGGGCUGAGAUCAUGUUUUGUUAGCAGCCCUGAUUUGGAGCCAUUGCUGUGAUCACAAACCUUCUGUCUGGCAGUGAUGCUGCAGAAGCUGAGACCCAGACCAGCGCCCUCUGGCCUGUCGUUUUGCCUGACCUGCGCUGGAAAAGCAGGACUUGCCACCUAAACUUUCCCUCCCUUCAGGGUCUGCCCUGAAUAUUAUAUUCAGAAGCUACUAAACUUCUUGCUGCAUGUGAAAAGUGGAAAAAAAGUCUUAGUUUGGUACAAAUAUUUGUGCGAUAGAAGAAAAACAUGAUUGAAGUCUGAUUACCCGCUGUGUAACUAUACCACAGUGAAGAGCAUGGGACAGACUCCUCAACUUUUGGCAAAGAUCUGGACCAGGGGAGCUGAAAGAGCACCUCAGGUACCGGGUGACAGCACUAAGCUGUCCCCAGCUGCAAGAGGUGACAUGGCAACGAGCCACAGGCAGUGGAAAAAUAAUUCCCCAGGAAGAGCAGCUCUGUUUGCACAAUGUCUUUGUGUGGAUCCCAACACUGACAAGCACCAUUGAGCUGCUAGUGACUUGUGAGUAAUCCCCAUCAUGCAUGUCUUCUGGUGGAUGAUGUUUAACCGCUUUUAUUCCUGUGUACUUCGCUCAUGUGGGAGCAAAGAAUGCAGUGAUAAAAAGGCUGGAAUAAUUUCAGUGCUGGAGAGCUUCCAUUAAUAUAUUUCUCAUUAUAUAAUGCUGCUGUCACUGUACAAAAUCUGCUAAGAUGCCUUUUAAGAAGGUGGAACGUUUCUACAUAGCCAUAAUUGAGAAAGUUGUGUUGUAGAGCAGGCUGGGCUUUGAUCAGAUGCUUUUUAAUUGCACCGGGUGUACUUGGGCUUUUGCAUGGUAUGGAUUUCUUUGCCUUUGUGUUACAAGUCACCUCAUAAAUUAAAUGGUUGAUGUUGUCAAAUGCAUGCCAUUAGCACUCUGAGCAGAUAAUCCGUUCGGUGGCCUCAGCAGAGUCUAUCGCAGGGCCUGUCUCCAGAUAACGGCCUGGAAGAAGAACAAUGGUGCCCCGAGCUCCCAGGGACUUCCACUCUCUGCUUCUGCACUUCAGAAGAGAAAAAUUAUCAUUAUCUGCAUGGCUCAAGCUCCCUUUGAAAUGCAGUUAUUUUUUACUCAUACAUUCCAAGUAUUUUUUACAUGAUAUCAGAGAGAAACUUGAAACCCCCUUUGAGAAGAGAAAGAUUUCCUGCAGCCCUACUACUAAAGAAAAUGGAUAGAUCAAGUAGUAAAGUUCAAUGACUUACUUAGCAUUAAAUAAGAAAGAGAAUAAUGAAUUG
This is a messenger RNA of Phalacrocorax carbo (great cormorant), 8089 nucleotides long. The record is from RefSeq and is a predicted model, not a curated record. Lineage: Eukaryota; Metazoa; Chordata; Aves; Suliformes; Phalacrocoracidae.